Plasmopara halstedii is the source of this 633-nucleotide messenger RNA. Its product is annotated as polyprotein. Lineage: Eukaryota; Oomycota; Peronosporomycetes; Peronosporales; Peronosporaceae. The coding region runs from base 1 to 633 and encodes 210 amino acids. The transcript has a single exon. The record is from RefSeq and is a predicted model, not a curated record.
AUGAACUCGAUUCGUGUGGUGUUGGCGGUUACGGUGAAGGAGAAGUACGUGACAGAGCAGUUGGAUGCGGACACGGCAUUUCUCAACAGCGAUCUCAAGGAACGCGUGUACAUGGAGGUGCCGUAUGGCAUUGAAGACGCCGGGGGUUACAUGUGCAGACUCGACAAGGCGAUCUACGGAUUGAAGCAAGCGGCGAGCGCAUGGAACAAGACGAUCCAUCGCGUCCUCAUGAAGCUUGGCUUCAAGAGCUGCGGGGCAGACCAGUGCGUGUACGUCAAAGAGUGCAAGGGCAACUUGAUAUACGUAUGCCUUUACGUCGAAGACAUGAUCAUCGCGGCAAAGACGAGCGAGGAAAUUCAGGACGUCAAGUUGGGACUCAAGAAGGCGUUUAUGAUGAAGGAGCUCGGCGAAGCUAAUUUCAUCUUGGGGAUGAAAAUCGACCACCAGAGGUCAGCGAAUUUACUGACCAUCAAGCAAACGCGCUACAUUGACGACGUGGUGGAGCGCUUCAAUCAGCAGGACGCCAAGGCUGUGGAGAAUCCGUGCGAGUCGGGCUCAAGCUGUCGAAGUUUCAAUCGCCGACCACGGAUGCGGGCAGAAACGAGAUGCGGAAGAAGCCGUACCGAUCGCUGA